Giardia duodenalis is the source of this 5520-nucleotide messenger RNA. RefSeq names its product Coiled-coil protein. NCBI's taxonomy places the organism in Eukaryota, Fornicata, Diplomonadida, Hexamitidae. The transcript has a single exon. The record is from RefSeq and is a predicted model, not a curated record. Bases 1 to 5520 code for a protein of 1839 amino acids. Gene Ontology annotation, molecular function: protein binding.
AUGUCUUUCACAGAUGCAUUCUCCAUGAAUAUAGAACCAUAUAGUAGCUUUGGACACUCUUCCAUAGCAUCUCCAUUCUCAUUUGCAGCCGAUGAGUACACAGUUGGCUUUCUUAUGGCCAGGUUUCUUGUGCUAUUUUGCAUUCCCCUACAAGAAUACAAGUAUAUCCCAUUGCCGGCAACCGUUGUAGAGCUUCGGGCUGUCUAUCCUAACCAUACUGGGGAGUAUUUGUGCCUGGUUGAAGUCAAUGAACAACACCAGGUUCAGCUCUCCAUCUACCACUUACUGCGCACUGAGCGAGUGAGCACAAUACUUCUCUCCGGCGUGGCCAGUGAAAUGGUUAGCCAGGACGAUGAAUCUAUAGAGCUGCAGCUUCCAACCAGUGUUCACUUUUCAGUUACAUCCCGCGUUAUCGCCGUGCAAAUGCCCUUUCCAACAUCUUCUCUCCUCAUCAUUAACUGGCAACGAGGAACAACAGAGUCGAUUACUCUACCAGACAACACAGAGUUUCUUUCUCUGUGCCCCUUCUCAGGGACUGCCAUGAUAAGCGUCCUCUCUAAUCAGACGAUUCGUCUUUGGCGUUCCAUAGACGGAGCAUUUAAGGAUUUUACUCCGACAAAAAUGCGGGCUUCCAUUCCUACGCAACCGGUUCUUCUUCCCAAUGGCACAGAAGCAACUGUGUCCGUCAGGGGCUGCUUCUGGAUGGGUAGUAGCCUCAGUGCAGCCAUUACAAAUCUUGGGGAUGUGCUGAUCUUUGCUGGGCCGUCCUUUAUAGGGGCUAUCCCAGUGGCCAGAGCAAGAGCAGAGGUCUCUCUCUUCAAAGAAUUCAAGAGCAACGAAUAUUAUACUAUCUAUGGACAGGUGACCGCUCACUGUGUUCACAAUAACCUCCUCAUUAUAGGCACAGACCUUGGAGAGCUUGUCUGCAUAGAGUUUUGUCUUAACUUAGAGGCAAAUAUGCGUCCGACAUCGGGCACCCAGUCACAUGCUCAAGAACAAGUUCCCUCAAAGAACCCUUAUUCCAUGGAGGCUACCGUACCCGUGGACGAUGAAGCAGAUAUAGACAUCAGUUUGCCGUUCGUCAGUCAGUUUAAACAACCGAGUGCAGAGGCUGAAGAGGAAACGGGUCCGUUAGAUAUCAUGGAGCUGGCUACGCUAUUUUCGAAAACGUCAUGCAUAAGCCUUGGCGGAUCGCAGGUUGCUGUUUAUCCACACAAGGUACUCGGACUGUCCAUCAUUUCAAAUACUGAAAUAUCAAACAUAAGCUGUGCCACCCCCGAGUAUGCACUUAUAGAGACAGCAAGUAGUACUAUGCAUAUCUGGCCCCUGAACUUCAAUAAUGUGCUGGUAAUAGACAAAACUACACUCUCGCUAGUGCAGAAGAGUAUCUCAAGCGCGUUUGGAGGUUGCUUUUCCAAGAAAAGGAAGGACGGACUAAGUUGUACAGAGGCCGUCUUUCGUCCAAGAAUGGCAUUUACCGAUGAAGUAGAGAAGGAGAGGCGGUCACUUGUUGAUUCCAUCAAUGAAUAUAUGAGCCAGCAAAGUGAGGUGGCUGUUGAGAAGUUUUACGAACUUAUCAGCAGCGAGCUGGACCUUGAAAUUCACAGCCUUACAUUGGCUAGCGAUGACGCCGUGAUAGAUACUGCUGGGAUACAGUAUCUGAUUACUCUCCAGGGUAUAUUAGAGAUCGUACGUGAGGAUGCGCCUUUUUCCAUUAAACGCGACACUCUAUUAUCACUAGUACCAAGCUCCACCACUACUCAGCCAGAGGCCCAACCAGUAAAGCAGCCAUCUGAUGCUGGUACUCAGAGUAGUGAUGUCUCGCAACGGAAAAGUGGUUCCUUAGAGGAGGUAUCAGAGAUCCAAACUGCCAUUGGUACACUGUUGCAGGGUAUCACUAAGAAGUUAACUGAUACUGGUGCUGGAGCAGUUGCUGAUUCCACGCAGCUACCCACUGCAGACGUGCCUAGUUCUUCCAAGGACUCGGAAGAAUGCGUCGACAAUGUCCCCCUUCGGGCGAUAAUGAACGAUGCUGAUGUCGACUCCAACUCGUAUCUGAACCGCUUUACCUCCAUACAGCUCUGGAGUCAGCUCCUUCAAGGGUUUCCAGUUCCCAGCCUUCCUCCACCAAGUGUGUUUCAGCAACUUUGUGGUCCACGGGCCACCCUCGCUGAAAAGAGUCUUUUGCGGCCAGGAGCUCGUGUAGGGCCUCCACUGCCUAUGAAUUUUGGGAAGCUUACCUGUAUGGACGCCAGCAGUGUCUGUGACAUAUAUAUUGUAGGAAGUUCAGAAGGAUAUAUAUAUGCUGGUCGCACGUCCACAGGCAAGCUCUUCGCCUAUCGGAAGUUCCGCAGUGCUAUUCAGGGGCUCAAGCUCUAUCCAAACGGAUUAUUCGGGGUAGCACAGUAUAACGACGGCCUGGGAAUAUUCGUCAUCAACGAUCACGAUAUCCUUGAGUCAAUCUUCUUCACAGAGUCCGGCAUACGUCAAUUUGCACUAUCCCAUGGUGGGGGAUACCUGGCUGCCAGCAUAGAGUCAGAUAAGCGACAAGCCGUACGGAUCAGAAGUUUGGAGGGGUUUGAUAUUAUUGCAGAGCUCUCUGUCUCCCAGUCCCCAUUGGUACACCUGGAGUUUGUCCCUGGUGACACCAUGCUUAUAAUAGUCGAGAGAGAUGGACUAGUUUCUGGGUAUAGUCUGUUUACAAAGCAACGGUUGUUUGAUUGCAAGCUGCGUGGAGUAUGCCUGACUUCUGCUGCAAUCGCUAUUGGGCGGCAGAUUCCAGGUGACGCUAUAGGACAGGCUUCCAUGUAUGGUAUUUUAAACAAGGAGGAAGAUGCUGCGCUCCACGAUGAAUCUCUUGUACCACCGGCUCCGGGAAAACUUGCUACCACAAGCUUGCAGCAGAUGAGGACAGCGCUUACAGACGAGACCCAGCUGCCCUAUGAUAUGCUGAUUAAGCACGGGUCAGUGAUUGACUCUGUGUGUUAUGAACCUAUUGUGGUUCUCUGCUAUGAUAUUAGCGGCAGAGUUUACGAGGUGAUCUCCAACAGGAUCCUUCAUGAGCUGCAAUCCCCAGAACCCUUCACUGUCAACCUACUAGCGCUGGUUCCUCCUCCUGUCUCCAACGAAAUCCUGAUGUCUAACUGCUACAUUGAAAAAUUGGUUAAGAUUAAUCAAACCUCUGAAAUAGAAGCUGCUAUGCCUGUUGUGACAACCGCUACAGGCGCCAUUUUUGGUAUUGAUCAGGAGGAGCUGAUCGUCAAAGGUGAGGAUGCAGAAGUAAUUAGUGCACCAAUUGACACAAAAAUGGACUAUUAUGCGCACCAUUCUACCACUCAUGAGAUAGCAGAGACGAACCUUGAGAAUGCCCUUAUUGAUGCAGCCGGAGAUAUAGAGGCCAUCACAGCCGAGCACUUGGAAGCCCGCCUCAACCAGAGUAAGAAGGACUAUUAUAUGGGGACAAUAACGUCGACUAGUAACGACUCUGUUCUGCCGGAAACUCAGGGAUUGGUGGACAGCAUUAUCAAGAUGUCAUCCAGGCUUUACUCACAACGUCCUGUCUCUCUUUCCGAGCCAGAGUGCCAAUUUGUUUUGGGGUUUACCGCUAACGGAUGGAUUACGGCCUUUGAUUGGCCGUUCCGAAUUCCGAAGGCAAUCUACCGACGGAGAUUGCAUGGCUCGGAUAUCACUGCUGCAAAGCUUAUUAGAGGCAGCACCUUGUUUACUCUGAGCGCAGACGAACUCAUCAUUUCACACAUUCGCUUCCUCAUUCCUGCUAGCUCCAUAUUUUCCGGAGCAGAUAAGUCGCAGCAUUUUCGGAUGCUGAAGUCAGCGUUUCAAGCCGAUGACGGCCUAGAGUCUUUGUUGCUAAAGCUUCCAAUCACACAGUAUCUGCCUGUAAUGCCCUUUGACCAUUGUUCAAGGACUGUGGCAUACGGAUCCAACUUAGAUAGCAAGUUCUUUAACAUGCUUGUUAAUGCAGCUGACAUUUGGGUUUCAACAGACUAUCGCGCUUCUCUCAUCAAAGAAGCCACCAGAGACAAGGCAGGAAAGAUCACAGCAAAGUUAUCCCACAUGAAGGCGACUAUAGCGUCCGCGAUUCAGCAACUAGACCAACAAAAUUCUGGAGGUGAUCAGGAAAAUAGCAAAAUGGAGGUAGAGUUUGAUACAGACCACGAGCAUGCCUUGGUGGAGACUCAGGAGAGAUAUCAGACGCGGAUAGAACAGAUUCGCAAGGAUAUUGCCGACCUGGAGCAAAUGCUGAAAAAUGAGGCCGAGCGAUAUGAGUCGUCCCGCUCCUCGCUUCAGAAGCGCUUUGAGAGCAUCAUUAAUUACGAAGAAACCAUGCGAAUGGCGACAGUUGCAAAUCUAAACGCACAGAUAGAUCAGCAGGACCAAGCACUCAGUAAAAUAGAAGCGGCAUAUAACGAAGAACUCCGUCAAAUAGACGACGAGCGGAGGGAGGCGUUGAAGGCUGUGGAGCAGAUAGGGGAAACAGCGGUUGAGCGGGAGAAGAACGCCUCGGCGACUCUCCGGGGCUGGGAGAGUAUGCAGAGGCGUCGUAUAGCGACUAUUAUAGGCCAAGGACAUCAGCUCAGUGCAGAGUAUGACAUGGAGGUCAAGAAAGCCCAGAAGUAUAAUGAGGAGCUAGCUAAAGUGAUGGCAGACAUCGAGGCAACAAGAAAAGUCCUGCAGAAGAAGGAUGAACAGGUCGCCUUCGAGGAACGGAAGAUCUACGACUUAAACAAGGAUAUUAAGCGCCUGGGAAAAACGCAGUUUGUGCUGACGAACCAGAUCUCAGAGCUCAAAGCAGAGAUCCACCCCAGAGAUGAGCUGAUUAGUGACAUGCGGGAGCGCGUAGACGGGCUCUCCGGGAAACUGGAGGACCUUAGCCAUCAGUGGGACACCAUCACAAAUACUCUUGAUGCAGAACAGGCAGCGGUAAAGGAGCUGACGACACAAAUAGGCGAGGAAACCCGACGCUUGCGGUCUCGAGAGCGUGCUCUUGAAAAUCUCAAGAAAGACAUCAUAGUUCUUGUGACAGAGAACAACCCCGGCGAGUGGAUGGCUCGGCUGAAGGCCCUCUGGAAAAAAUACCAAGCUUUCCACGACGAUAUCUCCAAGUCGGUGAGGGCCGCAUCCAAAGCUUAUGAUAGCGACUCCACGGUGGCCAAUGAACUCAUAGAACACAAGGGUUAUCUCAAUAGUCGCAUUGACGACCUGUACGCCGAGCUGAAAAAGGGCUCUCGCAACUUUACAACUGCUCAGGCCUUCUGCCUUGACGAGAAUAGCGCUCUGUUAACAGAGUCGCACAGGUUGCGAGAUGAGAACAUUUCUCUGAAAACACAGCUCCAGCGGGUUGUUGCAAUGCUCGAGGAGAUCCGCCUCAAUGAGCUGAGCGUCCAGACCCAGCGUCGCAUGCGAGAGCGCGCGGCCUCGCAGAACCGGUCGCCCUCCCUAUCGGAGAAAGGCAAGUCGAGCAGUCACCCUACCGGAGAGAGGCUUUCAGUGGAGCAGUGA